AACUUUACACUGGCUGGGGAAUUAACUCAAGACAUAAAAAUUCCUCCAGAUAAAAGCGACAUCUCCACAACUGACACGCGCUCUUACUCUCACUCUAAGAGUACCGUUAAAAUUUCUUCCAGUGGAAACAGUCGAGUUUUUAAUCGUAAACUAUGCAAGUAUAUUCGUGCUAAGCAAGUUUGUCCGUUUGACGUUCGGUGUCAUUUCCGACAUGACGUCAUCGACGACAACCAAUCAGAUACUCCAAUUUUGACACACAGUAAUUUCAACGAACCCACGUCUAGUGGGUGUGGCCCCUCACCAGCAAGACCACACUCCCAUGAUGACCCCCCACAAAGACAGAAGAGACGACCACGUCCCAGGAAACCACGGCAACACUCUGGCCACCCUCCCUUAAAACCUACUCCAUUGCAAUCACAAGAUGCGAAAAUAUUGUCUACUUUAGAAGAAUUGCACGUGACAAAAGAAGCCCCAAUUUUGAAAGAAAAGCAAAAGCACACAUCUCAUUUGGAUGAACUGCAGUCCAAGCCAUUGUCUUCAUAUUCUCAGGACUGUAGAAGCAGAGGACCUUCCGAGCUCAGUCUAGGGUCCUUCCUCGCUCCCUCCCUCACUAGACCCCCAGUGCAGAGACCCAGACCCAAGAAGGCCACCAAAUCAUCAGCCCCUGAACUGAGAGAGGUUGAGCUGCAACAGCUGGAGGUGCGUUUCCCUGAUUGUGUGUUACUAGAGAAAGGUAGAGAACGGACUGUGUACGGCUUCUCCUAUCAGCCGGCACAUCCGGAAUGGGACUUCAGUUUUAAUUCGCUGACAUUUGAGGCCAGUUUUCCCGGGGACUACCCGCUAGCACCACUCGUUGCUCGCAUCUCCAAUCACAAGUCAAUCGCUCACGAAGCACUGGAGCACAUCAACCAUCGUCUGCAGUAUCACCUGACCACUGAAGGGUUCCAGUCAGGCACGCUCAUGUUUAGACCAUUCCUUCGUUGGCUGGAAAGAAAUAUUAUGGCCAUUUUAAAAGAAUUUAUUUCUCCUCUCAAAGAGCCACAAAAUAUCGAUAUUGAAGAUUGUGAAUUGCUCUCGGAAGGUACACAAGAAGGAGAAGAUGUUUCGGACGAGGAAGAAGUGAUUACAAGUGCCGUGACUACGGUUCCUAUUAAAGCUGGCACUGAAAUCCGAUUGGUUGGAUUGAGUCUGAGUCAGAGUGUUGCCACAGUUACCUUCACCACCCCCAAGAUCGUCGUGGCGUGUGGGCGGUGUAAACAUCAGGAAGACGUCAACGGAAAGUCUGAAAGUGCUGUGAAUGGCAGUUGCUCGAGAUGUCAGUGUGUGUUCACUCUAGUGUAUCACCCCACACUGGUACAUGCCUCCUCUCCCACCCUCGGCUAUAUGGACAUGGUCGACUGCUCUGUGGUGGACCUCGUCCUGUUGGACUGUGCACUGAGUAUAGUGUGCCUGGACUGUGGCCAUGACAACCAGACAAAGAGUAUGCUGUACGGACAGGCCAAAGACUUUUGGUGUCGCAAGUGUCACAGCAAAUUAAGCAUAGCAGCUGAACAGUGCCGAUUCAUCAAGCACCAGUCCGUCCCCAUAAAUGUAUCUGGAGAGGCUGCAGUGACUCGUGUGGUAAAGGCAGCUCGUAGUAAAGAUCCAGUCUUCAAGUUAGGCCACCCUUUACCAGACAGUGGCACUUGUGCCCACUACAAGAAGAGUCAUCGCUGGCUCAGGUUCCCGUGUUGUGGUAAGGUGUACCCGUGCGACGUGUGUCAUGAUCUGAGUGAGUCUCAUAUAAUGGAGAGGGCCAAGAGGAUGAUAUGCGGACUCUGCUCACUGGAACAAGUAUAUUCUUCGAGCAAGCCUUGUUCUGGUUGUGGAUCUGACAUGACUUCAUCCAACCGCACUGCGUACUGGGAGGGAGGGAAGGGCUGUCGAAGCACCGCAAAGAUGAACAGGCGUGACAAGCAUAAGUACAGCAACUCCUCUCAGAAAACAGCCUCCCAGAAAGCAAAGAGAGUCGGAAAGCAAGAGAAAGCAUGAACUUAAUUUGUAACUGAACGCGUGCAUGUUUAGGUACAAUACAGCUGUUGUUAAUUACGUCUUUAGUGUCAUAAUUUAUUAUAUAUUCCCUAUGGAGCUUAUAUGACACGAUGAUUACAAUAAUUAUUGUUUCAGUUUGUAAUAAACAGUUUCAGUUUCAGUUUCA
Molecule: messenger RNA, 2197 nt
Organism: Halichondria panicea
Lineage: Eukaryota; Metazoa; Porifera; Demospongiae; Suberitida; Halichondriidae
Exons: 9
Molecular function (GO): zinc ion binding
Source: RefSeq, a predicted model, not a curated record